Limulus polyphemus (Atlantic horseshoe crab) is the source of this 3392-nucleotide messenger RNA. RefSeq names its product DET1 homolog (gene abo). Lineage: Eukaryota; Metazoa; Arthropoda; Merostomata; Xiphosura; Limulidae. Gene Ontology annotation, biological process: protein ubiquitination; positive regulation of proteasomal ubiquitin-dependent protein catabolic process. Bases 411 to 2240 code for a protein of 609 amino acids. The record is from RefSeq and is a predicted model, not a curated record. Gene Ontology annotation, cellular component: cullin-RING ubiquitin ligase complex; nucleus. The transcript has 4 exons. Gene Ontology annotation, molecular function: ubiquitin-like ligase-substrate adaptor activity; ubiquitin protein ligase binding.
GUUAGAAGAUGCGUUAGGCCUCUGUUGUUAAUUAUAUGUAUUGUAGAUGCUGUCGUGUGUUCAUAGUAGUACAGUAAUUUCUAAACGUUAGAAAUACACUCAUAUUUUAAGACACCACUUUCAAUCUUAUUAAAUUUCAACAAAUCAGAAAAUGACAGUAUAACUACAGCACGCUGCACUGGAGUCGUAACUUUCAAAAGGUGAUAGAAAUACUGAAAUGGAUGUGCUACUUGCUACUAAGUUAGACUAAGAGUCAAACGCCUACGGUUAACCGAAACUGUAAGCUGACUUUGCAAAAUAUGUCACAGGCCUAACGAAGUAAUCAUGCAAUAAGUUUUGACUUAACAACAAUUACAUGUACUGUACGUUACAGUUUUGUUAAAUUUAAAUAAAGUUUUAAGCUGUUGGAGAUGAUAAAGAAAACUCUGACAGAAAAUGGGCAAGCUCGUUUAGAGAAGUUGGUUCUUGUUAACAAGCCCAGGCAUCGUAGUGUGGAGAUAUCUGGAAGUGGUCACCUUGCAUUUUCUGUAGGAGUUGCGGAACAUCAUGCUUUUAGCACUGCAAGACAGUCGAGUAUAGAAGAACAAGGGAUAUGCUCAAGAAAAAUUCCAGCCCAAAAUAUAGUAUCUAGACUCAUCCAGAGAGAAACUUAUCCAGCCAAACAGUCUGUGACUCAGUUUCAUGUUUCUCGGGCAUUUCAUCAAAACGUCUUUCCUAAUUUUACAGUUGUAAAUGUUGAAAAGCCUCCAUGUUUUCUAAGGAAGUUUUCACCUAGUGGCUAUCAUUUUGUUGCUUUUUCUUCAGAUCAAACUUCCAUUGAAAUAUAUGAAUACCGUGGUCCAUCAGCAGCUGAAGAGCUGCUUAAAAAUAUUUCAGGGGAGCACACUGCAGAAGGGAAUGACCAAAAAAUGCUCUAUAUUCGUAGUAAAAUUUUUGAACAUUUUUUCAAACUGAAGCAUGUUGUAAACAUUGCUUCAAAUGGGGAGCAGCUGAACAGAGAAUGUAGCCUUUUCACUGAUGAUGGAAGAUUUGUAAUUGUAGGUUCUGCUGCAUACAUUCCUGAUGAACCUUAUCCAUUAUUUUUUGAUAUUUAUCGAAACAGUGAAUCUGUAUCUCCAAACCCGCGUUCUCCACUAGAGGACUAUUCUUUACACUUAGUAGAUUUAUUUGAAGGAAAGCUCUGUGACAAAAGAACGUUUAAGACUGAUAAAAUAUUUCUGUCACAUAACCAAGGUCUUUAUUUGUACAAAAAUACCCUUGCUGUUCUUUCUGUUCAACAUCAAACUAUUCACAUUUUUCAGGUGAAUUCUGAUGGAAAUUUUAUUGAUGUCAGAACAAUUGGAAGAUUUUGUUAUGAAGAUGAUGAGUUCUUGAUAUCCUCAUUGUUCAUGAGUGAAGGGAAUUCCAGGUUUUCAAUCCAUAGGCCUUACCGAGAAGUUUCAAUCAACUCUUUAAAGCAUAGGUUGUUGGUUUUUUUGUUUAAACAAGCUUUGUCAGAAAGCAAAAGCACUGGUUCCCCUCGACCUUUAAGAAAGUUUUAUCAGUAUUUUGAUCAGUUUCGCCAGUUAAGGAUGUGGAAAAUGCAGUUACUUGAUGAAAAUCAUUUACUGAUAAAAUACGCUAGUGAAGAAGUAGUAACUUUACGACUUUCAUACCCAAAUACCCAGCCAUCAUUUUUUGUUGUAUACAAUAUGGAAUCAACAGAAGUUAUUGCUUUUUAUGAUUAUACUUCAGAAGAACUUUUGAAUUUGUUUGAGAGUUUCUGUGACAUGUUCCGUAAUGCCCUACACUCUCAAGCACAACUGACUUGUUCUCCAUCCAAUAACAACUACUCUCGCUUAAAUCAGUAUAGAUUUAAACAGACCAUCAUUAAUGCUCGUAAUGGGGGUCCUACGGAAGCUGUAAAGCGGUUACUUGCACAAUUACCCAUUAGUUCACAGUCAUACACCAGCAGUCCGUACCUAGACCUGGCUCUUUUUAGCUAUGACGACAAGUGGGUUUCAGUAAUGGAAAGGCCCAAAAGCUGUGGAGAUCAUCCAAUUAGAUUUUAUGCACGAGACUCUGGGCUUCUGAAAUUCAAAAUUCAUGCUGGAUUACAAGGACACAACCCUCCACCAGCAGCAAGACGGCUAGUUGCCUUUACUUUUCAUCCUUUUGAUCCGUUUGCAAUAAGUGUACAGAGAACAAAUGCUGAAUAUGUUGUAAACUUUCACAUAAGACAUAUACCAACAGGAGAUUAGUUUUUCAUGUACAUUAUAUAGACCAUUUAUGAGUUUGCAUUGAAUACAUUAAAGUAUUUAUCACAUGUGCCAACAGGAGAAUAGUUGUGUCUUUAGUUUGUGUAACUAGUUCAAUGCUGAAAUGCACCAGUAGAUUUGUUAGAAAUGGCACUACUGUUGUUGUAAAUAACCAUACAUCCCUACAAAGAAUUAUUCCUUUAAUAGGCCUACUUUGGCUUGUUCCUGUUGUGAUUUUAUAGCAGAUGUUACCAAGAAUCUAGCUAGGCCUUAAGUAGUCUUUGAUUCUAGUUUAAAAUUUGAUAUACUUAUCCGUACUUAAAAUACUAGGAAGCAAUAAGCUUAUUAAAUGCCGAAAUACUGAGUUUCUUUUUAAUAAGAAGAUAUAUGUUCAAGAAUGUAAUCAAAUCUGCACUGUAUCAGUUAGGGGUGGUGUAAGGGUAACUUACUGUGGUAACAAGUUGUGAUAUAUCCUUAAAUCUUUAUGAUUAGCUUUUUUAUAAAUGUAUCAGUAGCUUUCAUCCAUCACUUUUGUCUAUGCAAAUGCAUGUACAUAAACAUAUAGCUAUUCAAUCCUUCUCAGUUUAUGAAAUACCUCUUACCUGUGUUCCACAGAUACCUUAUAAUUAUUAGAAUACCCAGAUCAUUUACUCUAAUUUAUUAUAGGCAUUAUUUUAGCUUAAUCGUAAUGUAAUAGAAAUAGCUCCUUAUCACUGAUAAGUGAAAUAGUAGCUGUGGCAUCAUUAGUUUAAUUUUAUCUAACAUAAAAUAUGUUUAAUAAAUAUACUAAAAAAUUGGAAGCAAGAAACCUGUUGGUGAUUUUCUCUUAUCAAAGAUGUGUUUUACGAUUAAGGUAUAUAUAUAUAUAUAUAUUAAAUAACUACGUAGUUACAAUGGAAUGGAUAUUAAUUAUGUGGUUCUAUGUACUCAGUUUUCUUGAUGUCCUAGUUAGAGUAAAUUUAAUUAAAAAGUGAUUUAUAAACCUAAAGAAAAAAUUACAAUACCCAGUUAGAUAUUAUAUGUAAAGAAUGAUUCACUGCAAAUCAUUGUAGAAUAUCCUGAGGAAAAAUAAAAUGUACGUUCUGGAUAGAUCUGUAAAUAUUUAGGUAUUUCCAGUAAGAGGUAUGAAGUAAGAAAAUAAAAUUUAGUAUUUUA